Molecule: messenger RNA, 544 nt
Organism: Ilyonectria robusta
Lineage: Eukaryota; Fungi; Ascomycota; Sordariomycetes; Hypocreales; Nectriaceae
Exons: 1
Coding region: 117-455 (112 amino acids)
Source: RefSeq, a predicted model, not a curated record
GGCUCGAACCGGGAACCGGCUCGAAGAAGAGCACGACAGCCAGAGCGAGGCGGGAUGUUGUUUAUUAAGAGUUGCUGGGCCUGGACAGGGCGAUAGACGUAGGCGGAGGCUUUGGCAUGGGCAUGAGCAUGAGGCUGAGCACCUGGCUGCGGCGUGCGGUAGGCUGUAGGCCUGCAGUGCCGGCGGGAGGGACUGGGUGCGUGCCGUGGGCGCCUGUGGCUGCCCGGAGCUCCGCCGUAGGGGACGUUUGCGGGACGACGGGGGGGCGACGACGGGAUAGGAACAGUGUGAGAGAGCGAGACCGGGGUAAGGAUGUUGAAUGGGGAAAGUAUCGUGAGAUGGCGUCGGCCCCAGUGAGGCUGUGUGUGGGUGGGCUAAAUGCAGUGCAGUGUUUUGCCCGAUUUGGUUCUCACCCCUGGGAUGAUGAUGCCGAGAGCGAGAGCGGCAGAAGCUGAGGAAGAAGGAGAGAAGAAGACUGGACGAAAGAGAAGCACUUGUCAGCAGACGACUCACUCGUCACUGUACCGGUAAUUCUCUUGUUUUG